AACCUGCUCUCUGGGAUACUUCCGCUGUGGCCACGGUCGCGCGUGUAUCCUGUCAUGGAAGCGGUGUGACGGGAUCUCUGACUGUACGGAUGGGAGUGAUGAAGUGGGUUGUGUAUGUCAGCCAAUACCUGGAGAUUUUCAAAUCGACAUCAGACUGGCCAUGCUGCCGAAUCAGCUGGGCCAGACGACGUUUGAGGAGGUCCAGAACUCCUCUGUGGUGGAGCUGCUCAAUAGUUCGUACAGCAGCUCCGGAAACUACCACCCGGAGUUACGGAAAUUCGUUUCGACGGUCAUUUUCCCGCAAUGCAAUGUCACAGUACAGAACAAUACCGACUGCUAUUCGUCUUCAAAUGUAACCAACAUGAUCUCGUGCAUGGGAAACGUCACGGGCACACAACUGGUGCCAUGCCGCUCUUGGUGUGAAGAGGUCCUCAACAUGGCCGCUGACUGGAUGAAAGUCCUGCUGCCUCGAUGCAAGCUGUUUCCAUCGUCCAAACACGGCUGCUGGAAUCCUACUUCAGCCAAGCUGGGAAACAAAGUUUGCUACCAUGGCAACGGCAUAAACUACCGUGGCACAUGGAGUAAAACUACAUCCGGGGCAGAUUGUGUGGAGUGGUUGGCUGAGCAAUCUGGUUACUACAAGACAGAGUACCCCUGGGCUAACCUGGAUAACAACUACUGCCGCAACCCGACCGGGCUCGAUCGGCCAUUUUGUUUGACAGACGACGGUAGCCAGGAGGACUGUGACGUCAUUCCUUGUGAUGCCGAUGGCUGUUGGGACAGAGGCCCUCCAAACUAUGGCAAGAGAAGCCCAAGCAAGAGCUUCUACUUCGUGGACGAAAGAGUCACGUACACGUGCAACGAAGGCUACACACUGAAGUCCGGUUACACCAGUGAAGCGAGGUGCAUGUUAGGAGGCGAUUGGCAAUAUGACAAGCCCAGUUGCUCAGUAAACCAUCGACGAAGGCUGCAAGAGGAGCUACUGGAGAUUUACAGUGCCAGCCUUGCACCUGAGAAUGUCGUCAUCAACUUCACUGGAUCUGUGGAACAGAUAGUCGACUUGGAUGAAAAGAAGGAGCAGCUGGUUGCAUCUGUCGCCAUCGACUUCACAUGGCAAGACAGCAGACUGAGUUGGGAUCCGAAAUACUACGAUGACAUCACGUCACUCAACAUUCUGGGCGACAGCAUUUGGACCCCAAUAUUGACCUUGAAGAGAAAUGCCAAUCCACACAGCCUACAAAAUGAUGUCCCGGUCCGAGUGAGCAGCAAUGGCCAGGUAGCCUGGAACGUAGAAACCCAGACCACCACCGUGUGUGAUGCAGACCCCUUCUACUUCCCUGCAGACACCAUGGAAUGCCACAUCUGCUUGUCUGCGAUCGCAGCAGUGGAGCAAACUAUUCAAUGCCAAGGAGCAGACAAGGGGAACAGUCCAUGCAACUCUUACUCUGAUGUAACAACGGAGGGUGAAUGGCGUAGAAAUGACCAGAUAUUUGCGAAAGACAACAGAGAAGCUUGCUUUGUUGUCCAUCUAAAGAGGAUCCCCCUGCUCCACAUCGCCACCACUGUUGGACCCUGCAUCAUCCUGGUUGUCUUGAUGACAAUCACAUUCGUCAUGCCCCUGGACAGGGGAGACCGGAUCUCGUUCGGACUGACCAUUCUGCUCUCCAUGGUCGUGUCUCUUGUAUUUGUGACGGACGUUCUUCCUGUUAAGGGGGCUCUGCCAUUUUUCGCUACGCUGAUCAUCGUGUGCAUGGGGCUGAUGGGAGUUUUUCUCCUUCUCACCAUGGCCGUUAUCGUUAUUCACGACCGAGAGGGCAGCCUGCCUCCGACGGUGAAGGUUAUUUUUUUCCGACACAUUUCAAAAAUACUGCUGUUGGGUGAUCUAACAGAAAAGAAGCGCCCCUGUGAUGAAGAGGCCGACCUGACUGACUUCCCUGCCACAGAGUUGGAGGCCGACCUGACUGACUUCUCUGCUAUAGAGUUGAUCAACAACGCUUUUCAAACCCAUGACAAGGCGGAAGUCAGCGACGAAAGACCCUGUGAUGGCAGUGAGACAACCAGGCAGCCAUCAACUCUUCUCGCUGGUCUGGUACCCACCCGUUCAACCGCCCUUCUUGAGUUGAUUCUUAAUCUUAAAGGGGUAAAGAACGAAGUCAAAGAUCUCGCAAAGGCGGUUGAUAACAAGAGAGAGGUGCUUAAGAAGGUUAUGAUGAGUGAGGAUGAGGUGUCUGAAUACAUCCUGUUGGCUAAAGUCCUGGACAGGCUGUGUCUUGUUCUGUACAUCAUCAGCAUCGCGGCAGCCGUUCCCAUGACUAUGUAUUUAGGGAGGUAA
This is a messenger RNA of Branchiostoma floridae (Florida lancelet), 2332 nucleotides long. RefSeq names its product 5-hydroxytryptamine receptor 3A-like. Gene Ontology annotation, molecular function: extracellular ligand-gated monoatomic ion channel activity; protein binding. The coding region runs from base 161 to 2332 and encodes 723 amino acids. Lineage: Eukaryota; Metazoa; Chordata; Leptocardii; Amphioxiformes; Branchiostomatidae. The record is from RefSeq and is a predicted model, not a curated record. Gene Ontology annotation, cellular component: membrane. Gene Ontology annotation, biological process: monoatomic ion transport. The transcript has 12 exons.